Molecule: messenger RNA, 3041 nt
Organism: Clarias gariepinus (North African catfish)
Lineage: Eukaryota; Metazoa; Chordata; Actinopteri; Siluriformes; Clariidae
Gene: brms1
Product: BRMS1 transcriptional repressor and anoikis regulator
Exons: 11
Coding region: 154-1188 (344 amino acids)
Biological process (GO): negative regulation of transcription by RNA polymerase II
Cellular component (GO): Sin3-type complex
Molecular function (GO): histone deacetylase binding
Source: RefSeq, a predicted model, not a curated record
GAAAACGGCGACGACGACGAAAACGAGCAGCGCAAAUCCUGAGGAAGUCGAAGUUGUCCCAGUUGAUAGAAAUCUUCAGGAGCAAAUAAUUUCUCUGCUGAACGACUUCAACACAAACCGGGGUUGAGUAAAUCGAGGGCGUGUGCAGUGGCGAUGCCAGCCCAGCCUGCUCCGCGUGAAGCAGAGGAAGAGAUGGAGACGGAGCCUGACUCGGAGGUGCCUCAUGCUAACGGGGAGACGGAGGAGGAGAGGGAGCGGGAGGGAGGAGAGGCAGAAGAGACAAUGGAGGAGAGUGGAGAGGAGAGAGAGAGCGAUCUAGAGGAGACUGAAGCAGAGGAAGAGGAGGAGGAAGAAGAGGAGAGUUCAGAGAUUGAUGAUGAAGAUUGUGAAAGGAGGAGAAUGGAGUGUCUGGAUGAGAUGUCUGAUUUGGAGAAGCAGUUCCUGGAACUCAAAGAAAAGUUAUUUCGUGAGAGGUUGGACCAGGUGAAAGUGAAGCUGGACGAGGUGCUGACAGGAAAAGCAGGAGAGUACAGAGAGCCACUGGCCACUCUUCAGAAAAACAUGCAGCUACGCACUCAGGUAGCAGGUGUUUACAAAGAGCUGUGCCUUCAGGUGAUCAAACACAAGCAUGAGUGCGAGAUACAGGGCGCCAAACAACAUCUGGAGAGUGAGAGGAUCCUGCUGUUCGACACCAUGAAGAACGAGCUGCUGGAAAAGAUCCGCAGGCUAGAGGAGGACAAGCAGAGUGUAGACAUCACCUCAGAGUGGUGGAGUGAUGAAGUGAGGAUGAAGAAGUGUAAGAAGAGAACUCACCUAAGUCACCUAGAGAGGAAGAAAAAGCCAGCACUAGUGUCAGGACCCUACAUAGUGUACAUGCUGAGGGACAUUGACAUAUUGGAAGACUGGGCAGCCAUCAAGAAGGCUAAAGCAGCACUAAUCCCCUUGAAGAAGAAGUCAGACAGUCGUCAGUUGUCAGUGCGCUGUGAAGGAGGCACUCUGUUUUAUGAGGGAGAGAGAUUCUCAAAGGGCAACACUGUUCUAUUGGAAGUCAAUGAUGAAAGCCCAGCACAGGCUGUAAUAACAACAGUCAGUGCAGGGGAAGUGUGGUUCAAAAGGACAGAUGGCAGCAAAACCAAAAUCUACAUCUCACAGCUACAGAAAGGCAAAUACACAAUAAGGAAAGCCUAGAGUAAAAACACAAAAUGCAAAUGUGCACAGAGACCUGCCAUGCGCUGCAGGUGUAUAUGGGUCAAAGACCUGGUGUGUCUUUUUGGCAUUUUCUUCAUGUUAGUUUUUUCAAAAAUUACUAAUAUCCUUUAACAUCAUUCCAGUCUUAUUUUUCUAAUGAAAAAAAAAAAAGCCUUUAAAAGGAGAAUUGCAGUUCUAAACUGCAAAGUAGUGAUUCAGAUAAUGGUAGACAAGUUACAAAAUGGUAACAAAAUGUUAAAUAAAACAAAUAGUCACAAAAGUUGAAUUAACCUCUAAAGAAUAGUUUAUAUCUAUAAUUUCCCAUAUUUUUUUUUUAAGUUUCCCCUUUUUUUAAAAACCAUUUUGUCUUUGACCCAUGUACAGUAUAUUAACGCUGUUGCAACAUCAGUAAAUCCUGUCGAGUGCUUCUGCAGCGAUACACUGCUUGGUAAUUCCUGACAGAUUAACGGACAGACAGCUAGCCAUCAGAGCUUCAUCAGCGAACACAAUAUGGCACUGGAACGAGUGCUUCACUAACACAGAGGUUUCCGCUGAGCAGACGGCAUAACGGCAGCUUCUGUUCACCAGCACAAACAGCGUAUGGCGCAGCAACGGAAACUGCUGAAUCACUGUUCCCAAUUGCAGGCACACACCCACUGCUAAAAACAGCAAGACUGUAGACCAAACAGAGAUUGUGUAGAUGCUUAUAACCCAAUAUAUGCAUAUUCACCCUUAUCAUAUCAGAGUCUAUUGAACUGGAUUACCUAAAGCCCAAAGCAGAGCGUUCCAUGUAAACGUAAGCAUAUUACAUGCAUGGUAUGGCUCCAACAAUAAUCCUGUAAAGAAAUACACUAAAGAAUUUUUUUUUUUCAAAAGCCUCAAUGACUGCAUUCACACAUUGCUAUUUAGAUUAGUUAGGCUGCAGUCACACUGAAAAUUUGCACACAUGUGACCAAGGGGGGCUUGGAAGUAUGUUGACCGUUUUGAAUUAGUUUGUGUUAAGUUAGCUAACUUUGACGAAUGUGUCUCAGCUUUGUCAAUGUAAUUAAACUUUUUCCCCCCAAUGUAAUUAAACAUUAAAGCAAGUUUUGUACCAUCUAGGGUCUGUUCCCACCUCAUGCCCAAUGUUUUCAUGAUAGUUUUCAGGUAUGAUUCAAGCCUGACCAGGAGAGUGCAAUUACUGGAGAUAAAUCAUAUCCUACAUAUAUACAAAGCUUUGUGCUUGCCCAAGAUCGUUGCCACUGAGAGUAGCUUUUCAUAGCAUAAUUUUCAGCAUCCAGAUGUCCUGUGUACUAUGCAUAUUUCAGUCAGGUAGUUAGUCAGGUCUAGAAGUAAUGUGUCCAAUCUCAUGCCUUAGUGUUGUCCACUUUUGGACUCUCUACAGUGCUUUACAAAGUACUGCCUCCUUCAGAAAGUAACUGCAUUACAAGUGAAACAGUGAUUGAGCCAUGAUCUGAUUUCACAUGCAACAGUUCACCAAAGUUAACAUCAUGAAAAAGGUUAAGUGACUCCAUUUAUUUGCUUCGGAAGUGUUGAACUUGACUGAUUCCCACUGAAAUUCAGUUCUAAGAGCUAGUGGGACUGGGACUUAUUGCACGCCCUGGUGCUGUUUCUGGAACAACACCAGGUUUGUAGAUUAAUAGCGCCACGUUGCAAAAUGUCGCUUUAAUUGCACUUCAGAAGAGGUAGAUUUGUGGUGUAAAAGAUUUUUUGAGCUCAUUUUGAUAAGCCUUAAGUGCAGAGUAUUUAUAUGUUUGUAAGCUGAUUUGGAAACUGAGGGUGCUUAUAAAACUUAUUUAAAAGUGUUUAAUAUAAUUGUGUAUUUAUAACAAAAAAGGUUUAAUAAAAUCUGU